UUGUAAAGAUAAAGGUGAUACUUCAAGUAAAACAAAGAUGAAGUGAGUGGAAGAUCACCAGAUCGUGGAUACUACUUCUAAAGGUAAUGAUUACUUUAGCUUUGUUAGUUUUCAGAAUCUUCCAGGGUUUUAGGUUUCUUUUGAUUACAUCCCAAGUAAUAGUUACACUUUAUUUUUGGUCUUAAUUUAGCUACUUGAUAUUAGAUUAUAGAGCCUAUUUCUUUGUAAAAUAAUCAACUUACUUUGCCAACUCAGCAAGGAUAAGAGAUUUUAAAAGCUAUCUCCCAAACUCUACUACUCAUUUUCUCUUGUCUUCUUAUCAAGGCUUGGUAAAAUAGUGCUAUAUCAGGGUUAAUUCUGGGAAUUUUCUGUGCUCCUUGUUGCAGUUGUAAUAAUAGGACUCACCAUAAUCGCAAAUGACGCUAGAGAAUUAAAGCUUUCACUUAGAAAUAGCUUCAGCAUUGUAGGUCAUAUUUAAAUAAAGCUUGGCUUGUUAAGAAAAGUUGAUAUUUCCUGCAUAUUUUGAUCGGAGAUUCAUUAACCACACUUUUCUCCAAAUAGCUGCAUUUUUUCGGAAUGGGAUAGUAAACGAACUAUGACUUGAGCUAGUUAACGAUGUGAUGAUAAAUCAUUUGGUUGUCGCUUUGCUAAGUUCCAGGCUUUAUAGAGACAUUUUGGAUUUUAUUCCUCUUUUGAAAUGCCGAAAUCCUGAUGGAUCAUAGAAAUAAUUAUUUCAAUAUUUUCAUAAUUUGAUUCGCUUUCGGAAUGAGUGCUUAAUUUUAUGGUAACGUUUUAAUUAAUUCAGAAUCAUAAGACACUUUAUUUGCUUACAAGUGAGAGCUUGAGAGUGCUAAAACAAUUUUUUGUUAUUAUCUAAAAAUUUUGGAGAUUAUAAAAAAAUGAUUCUUACAUCAUUUAUAAUUUCGUUUUGUUAUUAAUCAUUAUGGUCGCUUGUCUUCGGCUGAGUUCAUUAAUCCAAUAGUCUUCAAAAAUAUUUGAAAGAAUUCGAUCUCAUCUAGUAGCUCUAAUCCUACACACGGACUUGAAAAUUGCACUCUUUGUGUAUUAUAUCUUUCAAAUUCAAUUUUUCUGUGCCUAUGUUUCAAAUCAAGGAUUCUUCCAUUAUUCAGCUCCAAAUUAGCUGAGCAAGAAAAGGUGUGAAAUAAACAGUCCUCAAAAGAGUCUAAGAAGAGACUCACUAGAGCGAAGCCUAAAAGUCAGGAGAUUAUGACUAAAACUAAAAAAAAAAACAAGGCUUCAAAGAAAUCUCAGAACAAAGCUAGCAAAAGAGAAUCAAUAACAGGCUGGGAUAAGCUUAUGAGUAGAAUAGAGCUGAGCAAAUUCAGCCAAAAGACCAGUCCUGCUGAAAUCAGAGAAGCUGGACUGUCAAGCACCUCAGCUUCCAGAUCAAGCCUUCAUAAGACCACUUCCUUUACCUCAAAACCCUCUACAUUCUCCAAAGACCCCAACUUCGACUUCUUCAACGCCUUAAGCGAGUACUCAUCUCCUUCCAAAAGGUCCAAACCCAAAAACACCCCCCUCAAGAUCGACAGCUGCUACCUCACUAAGACCAAAUCAAAAACUUAUCCUCCCAAAAAUUGCGCUCAGUCCAAAAUCUUAACUUAG
Molecule: messenger RNA, 1626 nt
Organism: Moneuplotes crassus
Lineage: Eukaryota; Ciliophora; Spirotrichea; Euplotida; Euplotidae
Source: the annotation of a GenBank genome assembly